GCUGCUCUCAGCAGAGGAGUGACUUCUUGUUGGAGACGAACGCUGCGUACAUUUCUCUGAACCGCCUUCACUUGUCGGCUGGGGAUCGUCCGCUUCAGGAACCAGGGCUCUGUGUGAGGACUGCAGCACAGGACAGCACUAUUUCUACAAGAAUAACAAGACGAUCACUAAGCUGCCUUGACAACUCCUGAUGAUUUCUCUACCUGACAAUCAAGAGCUGUCGCCCUGAUCGCUGUCUGUCAGGCACAGCUUUUCAUUAAGCAAGAUGUCAACCACAACAGAAAAUGGGAUGGGAGGGCCUUGGAGCACAAGCAGAGAGAAAACGUACAAGAAGACCACGUCAUCGGCCUUGAAGGGAGCCAUUCAGCUCGGUAUCGGCUAUACAGUCGGCAACCUCACCUCAAAGCCUGACAGAGAUGUGCUUAUGCAAGACUUCUAUGUGGUGGAGAGCGUCUUUCUGCCCAGUGAGGGAAGCAACUUGACCCCGGCGCACCACUAUCCCGACUUCCGCUUCAAGACUUACGCCCCGCUCGCCUUCCGCUACUUCAGAGAUCUGUUCGGCAUCAAACCGGACGAUUACCUGUACUCCCUGGUAAACGAGCCUCUGAUCGAGCUGACCAACCCAGGGGCCAGUGGCUCUCUGUUCUACCUAACCAGCGACGAUGAGUUCAUCAUUAAAACUGUGCAGCACAAAGAGGCCAAGUUUCUCCAGAGAUUGCUACCAGGAUACUACAUGAACUUGAAUCAGAAUCCACGCACGCUGCUGCCCAAGUUUUACGGCCUGUACUGUAUCCAGUCUGGAGGCAUCAACAUCCGACUGGUGGUGAUGAACAACGUGCUGCCGCGCUCUGUCAAAAUGCACUACAAAUACGAUCUGAAGGGAUCCACCUACAAGAGGCGAGCCUCCAGGAAGGAGAGAGAGAAGUCCAGUCCGACCUACAAAGACCUGGACUUUCAGGACAUGCACGAGGAGGGGCUUUACUUUGACACGGAGACGUACAACAACCUAAUGAAGACCCUGCAGAGAGACUGUCGGGUGCUGGAGAGUUUUAAGAUCAUGGACUACAGUCUGCUGCUGGGUGUGCAUGUUCUGGAUCAGAGCCAGAGGGAAGGAGGCGAGCCAGGCCAGGCGGGCAGCGACGGGAGGAGGCCUGUGGGUCAGAGGGUGCUUUACUCCACCGCCAUGGAGUCCAUCCAAGGAGACGGGAAGGCUGCUGAGGCCCUCACCACAGACGACACGAUGGGUGGCAUCCCUGCCAAAACACACAAAGAAGAGAAGCUCCUCAUCUUCCUGGGUAUCAUAGAUAUUCUACAGUCAUACAGGUUCAUUAAAAAGCUGGAACACUCUUGGAAAGCUCUGGUGUAUGAUGGCGACUCGGUCUCGGUCCACCGGCCGGGGUUUUACGCCAGCCGCUUCCUCAAGUUCAUGAGCACGAGCGUCUUCAGGAAGACUCAGCCACUUCGAUUCUCCCCUUCAAAGAGGACUCGCACUUCCAUCCCUGCUCUGAAGUCGUCCUCACAGGAGAUCCUUUCAUCGAAUCAAGAUGAGGGGAACGAGGGGGAAAGGAGGGACCGGCUGGGAGGAGCUCGCAGUCUGGCCAGUCUGGAUGGACAAGCUGCGUUUGGUUCGUAUCUACGUCCUGAUCUGGUCCCUGCCAACCCGUCCUUCUACGAGGGCUCCUCCAUGGGAACCAUCUCCACCUCCUCCAUCUUUGUAAAUGUGGACAACCAAACAGAAGAGAGAGAGGACGUUGCAUCCAGCUCCACGUUCACACUGGAGGACAGCGCCAUCUGCCUCACCUCAGAGCAGAGCACCAUGGACGUGGACAUAGACCGCGACGACGGAUCUGUUCUCGACGUCUACUUGUGAAAAUAGCAGCUCGACAGACUUCAUUUCCUCCUGCCAAGCAUAAGACAAUCGCCGCACUCCAUUGGACAGACCAGGCUGGCGUUUGACUCCGCUUUCAGAGCUGCUACUCCCAUGAUGCCACUUGUAAUUGCCAACUCAUAAAAAUGCAGAUUCCCACUGGUUGAAGGACUAAAAGAAGACACGUACAAAGUCACAGCGACGGACAUCUGCAGGAACCAUGUGACAUUUCGUGUAAAGUGCUGAACAUCAGGCUGAGCUGCUCUCCAGAGUAUGCGUCAACACAGCGCCAUUCAGUUUUAUACACGUCCACCGUUUCCACAAGGAUCCAGACAUUUGCUAGCUAUAAAUACAUAUAUGAAGAGAUGGUAGAAACGCAUCAUACAUUUCUUUAAACAGUUUUUUUCUGCUGAUCAGAAAGACAUAAGAGACACUUUGAAAAUUUUGCAGCGGCAUUAGUUGCCGAUAACACGAGGAAUGUUUACAGUGUAUUUAUGGCAUCUUUGUCCCUGAUGAAGACAGACGGUGACACACAGAAGGACACAAACCAGCUUGUACACCACAGCCAACACAGAGGAGGAAAGACUCACGUGAAGACCUGAUUCUGAAGCUACCAAGGCCAAAAACACAGACUGUGAUGUGUUUAACGUGGCCAGCGUUUCCUAACAGGAAGCCAGAGCUGCUGUAACGUGAGGUGAGAAAAGACAGUUACUGGACCUUGGAUGAAGCACAGAGCGGAGAGACAAUGCACUUGCUCUUGAUUUAAAAAAAGAGGCACUUUUGACAUUGGUUAUGAUUACUGUAAGAAAUAUUUUUCUCUGAGGAUGUUGCUUACGUGACAUAAGCACAGAUUUGGAUGCGUGAACAUGCACUUUUAUUUUUCUUUUUACUAUACAAAUGCACACCUCUGUUCGUCAGUGAUACAUGUACAGAGACAAUGAAGGAACAUCGUAGAUCAUUUUUGAUGUGGAACUACUAGUUUUGUGAGGUUUGCGUCACAACUGAAGAUGCUUUUACUCAGGAUAUCCUUUGAUACUGAAGAAGUCAGUCCUCUUUAAGAAGUUCUGAGACAUGCAUCCUACACUUAGAAGCUGUCUGAUACCUCUUCAUCAAGAUCAUAUCCAACUAUAAAUGUCCACGAUCACACGUCAGUUGAGACCAUAAUUUAUUAUGUAAAUCUCAAUAUUUUACCAUUUGCUGAAAAUACUUUAAUCGCUGAAUGUAAAGACAAUGCAUAUUUAUAUAUAGAAGAGACUCCUAUAAAUAAACUGCUAAAAAUCA
Amphiprion ocellaris (clown anemonefish) is the source of this 3148-nucleotide messenger RNA. RefSeq names its product phosphatidylinositol-4-phosphate 5-kinase, type I, beta b (gene pip5k1bb). The record is from RefSeq and is a predicted model, not a curated record. The coding region runs from base 266 to 1870 and encodes 534 amino acids. Gene Ontology annotation, biological process: phosphatidylinositol metabolic process. Lineage: Eukaryota; Metazoa; Chordata; Actinopteri; Pomacentridae. Gene Ontology annotation, molecular function: phosphatidylinositol kinase activity. The transcript is spliced from 15 exons.